Oncorhynchus tshawytscha (Chinook salmon) is the source of this 2851-nucleotide messenger RNA. Its product is annotated as ADP-ribosylation factor 6. The coding region runs from base 1064 to 1591 and encodes 175 amino acids. Gene Ontology annotation, molecular function: GTP binding; GTPase activity. The transcript is spliced from 2 exons. The record is from RefSeq and is a predicted model, not a curated record. NCBI's taxonomy places the organism in Eukaryota, Metazoa, Chordata, Actinopteri, Salmoniformes, Salmonidae. Gene Ontology annotation, biological process: intracellular protein transport; vesicle-mediated transport. Gene Ontology annotation, cellular component: cytoplasm.
AUUAAACCGUACGGUUUUCGUAAUAAUACCCAACAACUGGCGUCCAUUUCAACUAUCAUACGAUCGUUUUGCUGUUGAAGUCUCUCGGUGUGCGCAUGCCAAAUGGCGUAGUGCAUGAGCAAUCGAGAGGAAGUGGCGGGUGAUCUGGGUCCGCACCUUUUCCGGUAACACAGCACCGCCACCGCUUUGACUGAACGACUGUAAGAGAGAGGCAAGAGCGGGGAGAAUCAACCUGGGGACCGGGGGUUGCCGCAGUUGGAGAGAGAGAGAAGAGAGAGGAAGAACGGAAAGUCGGAUGAAUCAAUUACCUUUUGAGCAUUCUAGACCUGGUUGUCCCGGCGAAGAUACGACUGGGGGUGAUCUUAUUUGUCUCCGGUACAAUGAACUCCCGAAUAGAAUCGUUAUUUUGAAUCCGCCGAUUGGAAUAAGGGCAAGGGGACAGCCGGCAGACAAGGAGGAAAUCGGAACUACUACGGGCUUUUGAGAGGGCCUACUUUCUUAAACGCAACUAUUAGGCUAUAUUUUUGGUAUUUCUUUCUACAUUAUUGAAAACACCAAGGUACGCACCGGGACCUGAAAUUUAGAUUCAAAUGAUAUCGGGUUGCUAGGCCAAUCGUUUGAAUCAAAAGGACUGAAUUAUAGUGUUGUGGAUUAUGAAAAUAUUUCCCCACCCUCUCCCGGCACCUAGACGUCAAAUUCUCAACCACUUCAAUUCCCUUUGCACACCUCUCAUAGUUCCUAGUUAUUUUCCGACAGCUGUUAAGGUAACGGAAUAUUUGUAUCUUUCAGUGAAUAAUUGUCCAUUGCUUGCCCGCCAUUCUAGACACAAUAGUAUCUGGAACAGUAGUUUGUAACUGCCACCGUCUUUUUUUUAAAGUAUACUUGUGUCAACCUACCGCUGAUAGACUGUCACGUGGACGUCUGCUGUCAGUCAACCUGCUACGGCAAUAUUAACGAAACCUGUAACUUUUUAAAAAAUAUCAAUUUCUGCUCUCUUGAAAUCAUAGGGAAGCAAUUUAGAUUUUUUUUCUAAGGAAGUGGAUGUUCAUGCACAGCCAACAAUAUGGGGAAAAUGCUCUCAAAGAUUUUUGGCAACAAGGAGAUGAGGAUAUUGAUGCUUGGACUUGAUGCUGCUGGCAAGACCACCAUCCUCUACAAGCUGAAGCUGGGCCAGUCCGUCACCACCAUUCCCACUGUCGGCUUCAACGUUGAGACGGUAACCUACAAAAACGUGAAGUUCAACGUGUGGGACGUCGGGGGCCAGGACAAGAUCCGGCCGCUGUGGAGGCACUACUACACCGGCACCCAGGGUCUCAUCUUCGUGGUGGACUGUGCCGACAGGGACCGGAUAGACGAGGCCCGCCAGGAGCUCCACCGGAUCAUCAACGACCGGGAGAUGCGAGACGCCAUCAUCCUGAUCUUCGCCAAUAAGCAGGACCUGCCCGACGCCAUGAAGCCCCACGAGAUCCAGGAGAAGCUGGGCCUGACCAGGAUCAGGGAUAGGAAUUGGUAUGUUCAGCCAUCGUGUGCUACCACCGGUGAUGGACUAUACGAGGGUCUGACCUGGCUCACCUCCAAUUACAAAUCUUAAUGUUCAUCACUGCUAUGUUCAGCCUGGACUGUUUAGUUACAACAAGCAAAAAAGAAGUGAAAUGAACAAGAUGGGAAAAUCAAUUAAUGAAUAAUAUGACUUCUCAGAUGAUUAAAUGAAAAGUUUGAUUCUACUUUUUUUCUUUUGAUAAUGACUUCCCUAUAACCCACAUUUUCUUUAUAAACAAAAAUACUAUUGUUUUUUUUGGCUGGCUUUUCUUUCAUACCUUUUCCCGCCUUGGCUCUGUAAUAUACUUCGCUCACGUUCUUGUCACUCAAUACUUUACUUUCAGAAGCUUUGAAAGAUGCGUAUUCAAAAACAAAAUCUCUUGUAUGAUGUUUUGGGGGAUGGCAGGGUUCUAUAGAUACGUUAGACAGCCUUUUCAUACAGUAUUCUCAUGUCCUAACUUCCACCCAAAAGAUGGGAAAUGCCCCUUUUGAGGAUGUUACCCAUUCAUAUCUGUGCUGGAAACAAAGGGGCAGCAUCAGCAUAUCAGUUCAACUGCCACCAUGUUUUUUUUUUAAGAAUUAAGAUGGUGUAUUAUGGACAUGUAAGGACCUAAUGAAGUACUUUUUUUACUGUUGAUUGAUUGUAAAAAUAAAACACUUUUUUUUUUUUUUUUUUUUUUGCUGAGAUUGAAGAAAAUGUGUUUGUACGUAACUCCUUAAACAGUGAUUCCAUCCAUGAUGUCUGCUAGGGAAGUUUUCUAAAAAGACACUAUAUGGAUGCUGGAGUAUAUGGAAACUGACAUGGAUGGAUAUUGUUGUAUUUUUGUUCUGUUUUCGGAUCAGAAUCUUUUACCACUGAUCUCGUUUUGCCUCUUCUUCCAAGCGCUUCCAUUUGCAGUUCUGGCUGGCUUUUGCGAAGCCCUGAGUUUAUAGGUGCACCAACAGACUGACAGCAUGGCGGAAAGCACGCUCAUAGCUGAGUCUGCACUGUAGGUGGGGGGGACUACCCUAUCCAUGAGAGGAUGGGAAGACACAUACUAUAGGCCCCUUGACUAAAAGUGCACACUUGACUCUUGACUGACUCUUGGACCCCAGUAAGUUUACUUUUCAACCCCCCCCCCACCACCACCACCAUACCACUUCAAUGGUGCUCUGCUCUCCAGUAACUGGGGCCUUUGCGCUGCUCAUUCACAUCAGCUGUACAGCUCGUGUCAGGCAAGACUGUACUUUCUGGUCAGUAUAGAUAAAUGCUUUGUUUUAUUUUUUUGUUCAAUUUGCUAUGCUGACUAAAUAAUAAAGAUAUCCAGAUCAA